AUGACGACCACAGCCCUGGAUCCAGAAUUUCCCUGCUCACUUACAAUCGACCUUCCCCUCCCAACCGCCCGCCUUGCCUCCAUUGCUCUCAAAGCCCUCGUCGUCGACGCAGAGCUCUCCCCUCUCGUCCGCCGGUCCUUCACUACUAUCAUACCGUCCACCAUCUGGGCGGCAAAUGGAACAGUGAGUGUAGAGAAAGGCGAGGAAAGCGUACUGAGGACGGAAUACAAGGCGACGACCAACCGCAUGCUGAGGGUUGCUGUUAAUGGAUAUAUGGAGAGCUUGAGUGUCGUGCUGGGCAUUAUGGAGGAAUUGGAUGUGGAUAUUUUCGAGUUAGAGCUGAAAAAGAACAAUGAGUGA
Messenger RNA from Cadophora gregata, 360 nucleotides. RefSeq lists its product as uncharacterized. Bases 1 to 360 code for a protein of 119 amino acids. Gene Ontology annotation, cellular component: EKC/KEOPS complex. The record is from RefSeq and is a predicted model, not a curated record. The transcript is spliced from 2 exons. NCBI's taxonomy places the organism in Eukaryota, Fungi, Ascomycota, Leotiomycetes, Helotiales, Ploettnerulaceae.